Molecule: messenger RNA, 969 nt
Organism: Tachyglossus aculeatus (Australian echidna)
Lineage: Eukaryota; Metazoa; Chordata; Mammalia; Monotremata; Tachyglossidae
Product: vegetative cell wall protein gp1-like
Exons: 4
Coding region: 1-969 (322 amino acids)
Source: RefSeq, a predicted model, not a curated record
AUGGGUCCGCCCCUGUUCAUUGGUCCGCCGUGGCCCCGCCCUUUUCUGGGACCCCCCCGUCAUCCCUUCGCCACGGCCCCGCCCCCUGCUAUUCAGCCCUCCAUGGCCACGCCCCUUUCUGGCACCCUCCCCGCUCAUUGGCCCGCCGCGGCCCCCCAGGCCACGCCCCUUUCUGACACCGUCCCCUGGUCAUCGCUUCUCCAUGACCCCCGCCCCCUGCUUAUUGGCCCGCCAUGGUCCCGCCCCUCAGCCCCGCCCCCUGCUCAUUGCUCCGACACGGCCAGGCCCCUAUCUGGCCCCGCCCCUAGGCCACGCCCCUUUAUGGGCCCGCCCCUGUUCAUUGGCCACGCCCCUUUACGGCCCCGCCCCCUGGUCAUCGCUUCGCCAUCCCCCGCUUAUCGGUCCACCGUAGUCCCGCCCCUCGGCCCUGCCCCCUGCUCAUUGGCCCGCCAUGGCCCCCUGGGACACGCCCCUUUCCGCCCCGCCCCCGCUCAUUGGCCCGCCGUGGCCCCGCCCCUCGGCCGUCGCUUCGCCACGCCCCCUUUCUGGCCCCGCCCCUGCUUAUCGGUCCGCCUCAUGCACCGCGGCCUACCCGGAAGCCCGCGAUUCGGAAGGGGGAUGCGCAAGGCCGAGGCCGCUCCCGCCCCCCUCCGAAACUACAAAUCCCAGCAUGCACCGCGGCCUACCCGGAAGCCCGCGAUUCAGACGGGGGAUGCCAUGCACCGCGGCCUACCCGGCAGCCCGCGGUUCGAACGGGGCAUGCGCAUGGCGGAGGCCGCUCCCGCCCCCCCUCCACCGCGCAGCCCCCGAAACUACAAGUCCCAGCAGGCACCGCGGCGCCCCGGCAGGCAUCCCGCGCGGGCGCGGGGCAGCGCCGACGUCCCGUCCGGAAUGCCGCGGCGCCCGGCCCGGAGUUCCGGCGCCCGGCCGGGCCGCGACGGGAGGUGCGGCGCCGGGGCUCCGCGCUGA